UUAUGCAAGAGACAGGGGUACUAGUGAGAAGUAUGAGGGAGCAAGUGGGAGAUAAUAUUUGAGAAUCCCGUUUGCUGUAUCAAUUGAUGAAACUGGCUUGAAAAUAAUUAUAUUCAAAGACCAAAAUAUUUCUUCAAAGAUUACGUUUGCUUCAUUAAAAGUUAUGAGUAGAAAUAUUCAAAAUGGUUUUUAAAGAACUGGAAUCUCUUGCCAACAACUUACCAUUCCUGCUAAAAGUGAGAAGAGGAGAGAUUCACAGUUUUAUCUUUGGGGCCACAGUUUAUUUCAGGACAAAGAGAGAUCUUUAAAAACCAAAAAUGAAGUGGAAAUUUACGUGCCGGUUGUUGGCACUGUUCAUUCUUCUAAAUCACCCAACCCCAACUCUUCCAUCCUCUUCAAGUAAAAGCAAACCAACAAUAGAGCCUGAGCCAUAUCUGUACGUCAUAGGACGAAAGAAGCUGAUGGAGGCAAAGCAGAAGUGCUACGAACGAAUGCAACAAUUGCCCCCGUACCAAGGAGAAGGUCCAUACUGCAAUCGCACCUGGGAUGGAUGGAUGUGCUGGGAUGACACACCGGCUGGAGUACUGACCUUUCAGUUCUGCCCAGAUUAUUUUCCGGAUUUUGAUCCAUCGGAAAGGGUUACAAGAUACUGUGAUGAAAACGGUGAUUGGUUUAAACAUCCUGAGACUAAUCAAAGCUGGUCCAACUAUACUCUGUGUAACGCUUUCACUCCUGAGAAACUGCAGAAUGCAUACGUUCUGUACUAUUUGGCUCUUGUGGGUCAUUCUUUGUCAAUUUUCACCUUAGUCAUUUCCCUGGGGAUUUUCCUAUAUUUCAAGAACCUUGGCUGCCAAAGGGUAACCCUGCAUAAGAACAUGUUUCUGACUUACAUUCUGAAUUCCAUCAUUAUCAUCAUCCACCUGGUUGAGGUAGUACCCAAUGGAGAGCUUGUGCGAAGGGACCCGGUGAGCUGCAAGAUUCUGCAUUUCUUCCACCAGUACAUGAUGGCCUGCAACUAUUUCUGGAUGCUCUGUGAGGGGAUCUAUCUCCAUACUCUCAUUGUGGUGGCCGUGUUCGUCGAGAGGCAGCACAUGCGGUGGUAUUAUCUCUUAGGCUGGGGGUUCCCACUGGUGCCAACCACUAUCCAUGCUAUUGCCCGGGCCCUGUACUUCAACGACAACUGCUGGCUGAGUGUGGAAACCUAUUUGCUUUACAUAAUCCACGGCCCUAUCAUGGCAGCAUUAGUGAUCAACUUCUUCUUUUUGCUGAACAUUGUCCGGGUGCUUGUGACCAAAAUGAGGCAAACCCAUGAGGCGGAAUCGUACAUGUACCUGAAGGCUGUGAAAGCCACUAUGAUCCUUGUGCCCCUGCUGGGAAUCCAGUUUGUUGUCUUUCCCUGGAGACCUUCCAACCAGGUGCUUGGGAAGAUCUAUGAUUACCUGAUGCAUUCUCUGAUUCAUUUCCAGGGAUUCUUUGUCGCGACUAUCUACUGCUUCUGCAACAAUGAGGUCCAAACCACCCUGAAGCGCCAAUGGGCGCAGUUUAAAAUCCAGUGGAACCAGCGUUGGGGAAGCCGCCCCUCCAACCGCUCUGCUGCUCGUGCUGCAGCUGCAGCUGCAGCAUCUGCUGAGGCUGGCGACAUCCCCAUCUACAUCUGCCAUCAGGAGCUGAGGAAUGAGCUUGCCAUCAACAUCCCAGAUGAGGAGGGUGCUGAGAUCAUCCCUUUGAAUGUCAUUGAGCAAGAGUCAUCCGCUUGAAUGUGAAGCAAACACAGCAUUGUGAUCACUGAGCCUUCAUUUCCUGGGAGAGAGAUAAAUCAUGCAUUUAAAGUGAUUCCCAUCCUCCCAGGUGCUGAGCAUAUCAUUUGUGAAGAAUUAUUAAGUGAAUUUGUCCAUAGUAAAUCUGGAGAAAGUUAUUCUUGGUACUAUUGCUUUGGGAGACAGUCUAGGAAUGGAGUCUCCCACUGCAACUUGUGAACUCCAUCAUU
Messenger RNA from Propithecus coquereli (Coquerel's sifaka), 1987 nucleotides. RefSeq names its product calcitonin receptor (gene CALCR). Gene Ontology annotation, biological process: cell surface receptor signaling pathway; positive regulation of cytosolic calcium ion concentration; adenylate cyclase-activating G protein-coupled receptor signaling pathway. Lineage: Eukaryota; Metazoa; Chordata; Mammalia; Primates; Indriidae. The record is from RefSeq and is a predicted model, not a curated record. Gene Ontology annotation, cellular component: plasma membrane; axon. The coding region runs from base 318 to 1757 and encodes 479 amino acids. Gene Ontology annotation, molecular function: amylin receptor activity; calcitonin receptor activity. The transcript has 15 exons.